AUGUCCAGUCCAGCCAAGAAGCGGAAAAGAAAUGGAGAAUCAUCGCCGCCAAAGCGCAGUAUUAAGUCAUUCUUUACAGGAAAGACCACCGAGCAAAUUGAUCUAAAAGUCCCCGAUGUCACUGAGCAAACUCUCUCCGAUGAAGCUCUUGCGCGCAAGCUACAGGCUGAGUGGAAUGAGCAGGAAAAUGAAAGCACUCCUGCCGAAGAUACAGAAGCAGAUCAGCAGAUCAAUCCAGCUCCAUCUACAUUAGACUCGCCUGUUUCAACCCGGGUAGCGGCGGUGAUACCAAAGAAGAGCACCCUCUCACUGCAGUCAUCAGCAGGCACAGAGGAUACAAUAUCCCUUGCUAUUCCUCUGGAUCAAAGCCCCCAGACCUUUGAUGCGAGUCAAUGCGCAGCAGAACUGCGGUCGCAUUGGGCAAGCGAAGGCGGAGAUGCUUCUUACGCUUUAUUAACAAGAGCCUUUGUCCUGGCGAAUGCGACAACCAGCCGAAUAAAGAUUGUGGAUACGCUGGUCAACUUUCUUCGGGUUCUGAUUGAAGGGGACCCUUCGAGUAUCCUUCCUGCUGUGUGGCUAGCAACCAAUUCCAUAUCGCCUCCAUACGAUGAACUAGAGCUAGGCCUGGGAGGCUCUUCGAUCUCCAAAGCACUAAAAAAGAUAUACGGUCUCAAUAACCAAGGGCUCAAGACCUUAUAUGAUAAGCACGGCGAUGCAGGAGAUGUUGCAUUCGAAGCCAAAAAGCGACAAUCAUUCACUCUGGUGAAGCCGAAGCCGUUAAGGAUCAAGGGAGUAUACCAGUCACUGAAGAAAAUCGCCACUAGCAAAGGACCUGGCAGUCAGGAAACCAAGCAGAGGAUCGUCGAGAAGCUUCUACAGGAUGCGCGCGGCGCCGAGGAGAGUCGAUACAUUGUCCGGACAUUGGUGCAGAAUCUACGAAUUGGCGCGGUCAAAACUACGAUGCUGAUUGCUCUCGCACGAGCUGUCUUGUAUUCCAAGCCAGUCAGGGCAGAUUCCGAGGUCCGCCCGCCGCAUCAACUUGCACGGUUGAAAAAAGACGAGCUUGCGGAAAUCUACAGCCAUGCGGAAGAAAUCGUCAAAGCGUCAUACGCUCGACAUCCUAACUACAAUGAUUUGGUGCCCUGCUUAUUAGAGAUCGGGCCCACAGAAGAACUUUUGGUCAGAUGCGGCCUAACCAUGCACAUUCCACUAAGGCCGAUGCUGGGCAGCAUCACACGCGAUCUAUCAGAGAUGUUGACAAAGCUCCAAGGCCGAGACUUCAGCUGCGAGUACAAGUACGACGGGCAACGUGCGCAGGUGCACUGCGACGAGCAAGGGAAAGUUUCCAUCUUCUCGCGCCAUCUCGAGCUCAUGACGGAGAAGUAUCCAGAUCUUGUCUCCCUGGUCCCCCAAAUACGGGGAGAAGGCGUGUCCAGCUUUAUCCUAGAGGGCGAAGUAGUUGCCGUGGACCACGAGACCGGCGAUCUCAAGCCAUUUCAAGUCUUAACCAAUCGUGCAAAGAAGAACGUUGAACUUGGAGACAUCAAAGUCAACGUCUGUCUUUUCGCAUUCGACCUUAUGUAUCUCAACGGCGAGCCUUUACUAGAUCGCCCCUUUCGAGAACGCCGCGAACUCCUCCGCAGUCUCUUCGUGGAGAUUCCAAAACACUUCGGCUGGGUAAAGAGCAUGGACGCAACAUCAUCAGAUUCAGAGACAGUCCUUGAAUUUUUCAAAUCCGCCAUCGACGUCAAGUGCGAGGGAAUCAUGGUCAAACUCCUCGACAACGAGCCCAAUGCAAACAAUCAAGCCAACCUCAACGAAACAGCCCCCACUGAACCCAAAGAAAAACCCACCCGACGCAAACCCCUCCUCUCAACCUACGAACCAGACAAACGUCUUGAAUCCUGGCUAAAAGUAAAAAAGGACUACAGCACCUCCUCGGAAACCCUCGACCUGAUCCCAAUAGCCGGGUGGCAUGGUCAAGGCCGCAAAGCAAAAUGGUGGUCCCCGAUCCUGCUAGCAGUCCGCAACCCGGAAACCGGAUCCCUGGAAGCCGUAACAAAAUGCAUGUCCGGGUUCACGGACAAGUUCUAUCAAAGUCACAAAGAAAAGUACGCGCCGGGUAACACGAACGUCAUCUCGCGUCCCAGCUACGUCGAGUACCACGGCGAACCGGAUGUGUGGUUUGAGCCGUGCGAGGUGUGGGAAAUGGCUUUUGCGGAUAUCACGCUUAGUCCUACGUACCCGGCUGCUAUUGGGUUGGUUAGUGAUGAGCGGGGAUUGAGUCUGCGGUUUCCGCGGUUUAUUAAGGUUCGUGAGGAUAAGUCCAUUGAUGAGGCUACUUCGUCGGAUUAUUUGGCGUUGUUGUGGCGGAAGCAGAUGGAGCGGACUGGGGAAGUUGGGGUGGAGGUUGGGGAAGCUGAGGGUAUAGAGGGAAUAGAGUAG
Penicillium concentricum is the source of this 2445-nucleotide messenger RNA. RefSeq names its product putative DNA ligase I. Bases 1 to 2445 code for a protein of 814 amino acids. Gene Ontology annotation, biological process: mitochondrial DNA repair; DNA biosynthetic process; DNA recombination. The transcript has a single exon. Gene Ontology annotation, molecular function: ATP binding; DNA binding; DNA ligase (ATP) activity. NCBI's taxonomy places the organism in Eukaryota, Fungi, Ascomycota, Eurotiomycetes, Eurotiales, Aspergillaceae. The record is from RefSeq and is a predicted model, not a curated record. Gene Ontology annotation, cellular component: DNA ligase III-XRCC1 complex.